AUGCUGUCUGUCGAGGAGACCUUAGCACUUGGCACCCCUUCUGCCGAAUGGGACGAGGCCUUCAAAACCAGCCCGCCUCGUGUGAGUGGCUGGACAAUGGACACUGACCUUGGCGGACUGAGAGCCAUGAUGGCCCAGGCCGGCGCAGCCCAGCGUGCAGCAGCCCCAGAUCCAUCAACCGUACCCUGGGUUGAGGAGGAAAUCCAGAUUCCCACAAGAGACGGCGCGUCUCUCAUUGCCCGCAUCCAUAAGCCAAAGCAACUCCCUGAGGACGGCUGUCCUGUUUUCGUGGCCUUCCACGGUGGUGGCUUCAUCAUUGGAUCCGUCGAAGAGAUUUCGUUCGUCUGCCGCGCCUUCACUCAGCUGGGUGGCAUUGCGGUGAACGUAGAGUAUCGUCUUGCUCCCGAGAACCCAUUCCCCAUCCCCGCUAACGACUGCUACGACGCAGUGUCCUGGACAAUCGAGAACACCAAGAACCUGGGAAUCAACCCAGAGAAGGGCUUCCUCGUUGGCGGCGAGAGCGCCGGCGCAGAUCUGGCUCUUGGUGUCGCCUAUCUUUGGGGAAAGGAGCAGCGAUCACCCCCACUGACGGGCAUUUACUCGUCAGUUGCCGUUGCAGCUACGGAGGAAACUGUCCCCGCGAAGUACAAGGAUCGCUUUCUGAGCAUGGAGCAAAACGCGCAUGCGCCAGUCAUCACGAAGGAGUCCGUCCAAGUCAUCCACAAGAACUACAAGCCUGACUUCACGAGCCCCGUCGCCUACCCUAUCCUGUCCCCAGACCUCGGCAACAUCAUGCCCAAGACCUACUUCCAGGCCUGCGGUCUCGACCCUCUGAGAGAUUGCACUCUGGUCAUGGAGCAGGUGUGGAGGGACGCGGGGGUGCCCACCAAGUUGGACCUGUAUCCCGGUGUGCCUCACGGCUUCUGGGCAGUUUACCCGCACUUGAAGGCUAGCCAGAAGUUCCUGGAGGACGGCGCAAUCGGUCUCCGUUGGUUGCUGAGUUGA
Molecule: messenger RNA, 1005 nt
Organism: Colletotrichum siamense
Lineage: Eukaryota; Fungi; Ascomycota; Sordariomycetes; Glomerellales; Glomerellaceae
Product: AB hydrolase superfamily protein
Exons: 4
Coding region: 1-1005 (334 amino acids)
Molecular function (GO): hydrolase activity
Source: RefSeq, a predicted model, not a curated record